AUGUCUACUGAGAACUCCCAAACUUCCAUCCAGUCCCGUGGUGAGCAAAAGGCCCGUAAGGCCAUCCUUGCCCUCGGUUUGAAGCCUGUUGCCGGUGUCAACCGUGUCACCUUCACCCGUGGUAGAGGUAUGGUUUAUGCCAUUGCCACCCCUGAAGUCUUCAAGUCCCAAAACUCUGAUACUCACAUUGUUUUCGGUGAGAUGCAAGUUGAGGAUAUGGCUGCUCGUGCCCAACAAGCUGCUAUGGAGCAACAGCUCGCUGCUGAUGCCGAAAAGACCGAAGAAGGUGCUGAGGUUGAGGCCGCUGUUGAGGAAGAGGAUGAGGAAGUUGAUGCCACUGGUGUUGAGGAGAAGGAUAUUGAAUUGGUCGUCAGCCAAGCUAAUGUCUCUCGUGCCAAGGCCGUCAAGGCCCUCAAGAACAACGAAAACGAUGUUGUUAACGCCAUUAUGGAACUCACCAUGUAA
Molecule: messenger RNA, 465 nt
Organism: Mucor velutinosus
Lineage: Eukaryota; Fungi; Mucoromycota; Mucoromycetes; Mucorales; Mucoraceae
Product: RRM domain-containing protein
Exons: 3
Coding region: 1-465 (154 amino acids)
Biological process (GO): protein targeting to membrane
Cellular component (GO): cytoplasm; nascent polypeptide-associated complex
Source: RefSeq, a predicted model, not a curated record